GAAGCGUCGAACACAUCCUUCCACUUGUUAUCCUACUUACGAGAUAACCAAACACAUUAAAACAACAAUUAAAAUAUUAUUAUUUUCUAAUCUUAAGCAAGAAUUUCCACAUCAUACAUUAACUUAUACUGCUAUUAUUGUCUUGAUUUAAUUAAUUUUAAUACGUUAAAGCUACUCGCUGCUAAGAAAAUAUCUACAAAUGUCAGUAUUCAAGAAGAAUUUAACUUUUAGAAGAUACACCGAUGAGUAGCAACAUAAUGUCUGAGCUUAAAUUUACAAAACCAUGCCCAGAAGAAGACUACCGAUUUCAUGAUGCUACCGGGAACUUUUUGUGUGUUGUACCAACGGCAAGAAGAUGUUUUGAUUUAUGCCAAAAAUACGAUUGUACUGAAUGGUAUUACAUGAGUUUUAUUCCAUCUGGUAGUAACGAGAUUAAACGAUAUCAUCGGUGUCGGUGUUUCCCAGAAUAUCGUAUGUGCUUUUAUAAUCCUGUGCCCAGAAGAUUUCGUGAUUUUGAUUGAAGACAAAAGAAAAACAAACAAACGAAAAAUAAUAAUGAAGAAUUUAUGAGGAUCAAUUGAAAUGUAUUCACCAAGAAAUUUCACCCUCUUCCUAAUUAUUACCAAUUCAUAUCUUUCAUUUAUCUAAAACUCCCAUCGAAGUUGAUGUUGUUUACUUCCCUAUUUUCAUAGAUUUUCUUUUCAUAAGAGAUAACAGUCUUCUUUCUUUCUUCACUAGUUUAUUUCAUAUAAUCAUAGUGUUAUUUUAUUAUUAAUAUUUUUUGUCAAUUUCUUAUUGCAUACUUCAAUAUAAAAGUAUAUUUGUCAAACAAAUUUGCCUGACAGGCAUUCACAUGUGCACAGGUAUACAAAGGCAUGUAUUUUUCGUUGUUCUAUCCACUGUUAUCUGAUACUUGUAGAUUUUACAAUUGAAAGUAUACAGGGUGAAUAGUUUUCUUGAAGAUUAGUAAACCAAGCUUAUGAAUUUAUUUGUUACAAGAAAUGUUUGGAAUUGUUUUUAUGCUAGUACGAUCUAUCCCAUGAAAUCAACGAAAAAGGAAAUAGAUGAUCAGCUAUAUUCUGCGUACACGUACUAGGUUAGUUUCUAUGCAAAUAACAAAAGAGUAUUUCAAGUGUAGGUUUGCUGGGAUUUGAUUUCACGACAUAGCCAAUGUCAUUGGUUAUCAUCUGUUCAUACACUUGACCUGGUGUA
Trichobilharzia regenti is the source of this 1212-nucleotide messenger RNA. The record is from the annotation of a GenBank genome assembly. NCBI's taxonomy places the organism in Eukaryota, Metazoa, Platyhelminthes, Trematoda, Strigeidida, Schistosomatidae.